Penicillium canescens is the source of this 708-nucleotide messenger RNA. RefSeq lists its product as uncharacterized. The transcript has a single exon. Gene Ontology annotation, molecular function: ubiquitin binding. Lineage: Eukaryota; Fungi; Ascomycota; Eurotiomycetes; Eurotiales; Aspergillaceae. Gene Ontology annotation, biological process: proteasome-mediated ubiquitin-dependent protein catabolic process; ubiquitin recycling. The coding region runs from base 1 to 708 and encodes 235 amino acids. Gene Ontology annotation, cellular component: nucleus; cytoplasm. The record is from RefSeq and is a predicted model, not a curated record.
AUGUGCGGUCAAUUGGAAUCAUCCCAGCAGCUUAAGGACUCACCCGAGGUCGAGUCUGGGAUACCAUUGAUUCUCAAGAUUGUUACUACCUGGCCUGCCGCCAACCGACUCCCUGGACUUGAUAUUCUUCGUCUCCUAGCGGCCGCUUCACCGCUCACAGCAGCGGCCGAGUACGCGGACGAGAACGUUGUGUCAGCGGUCAUCUCUAGCGGUGUCUUUGAAUCUCCUCUUAAUGUCAACAACGCCAUGCUUGCCAUGCGGACAUUUGCAAACCUGUUCGAGACCCCUGCUGGCCGCGAACUGGCCAUGAGCUCCUUCGACCAGAUCCUGGCUGGAGUCAAGUCGGCCCUGGUCAACAGCGGAACCUCGCCAAACCGCAACCUCAUCAUCGCCAUCACGACGCUGUACAUCAACUUUGCGGUUUACCUUGUCUCUGAGGGCAGGAAUCAUACCCCAGAAUCGGCUGAACGGGGUCUCAUCCUUCUCGAGGAACUGAACAAGAUCUUUGCCGGAGAGAAGGAUUCAGAAGCGGUCUACCGAGCACUCGUUUCGCUCGGCACACUUGUCGCCGCUCUCGGAGAGGAGGUCAAGACUGCCGCCAAGGAAAUCUACGAGAUUGAAGGUGUGCUCGCCAGACUCUCAGCAUCCGGUCCAGGAAGGGAGCCCCGCAUCAAAGGUAUCAUUGGCGAGAUUCGGGAGACACUCUAA